AUGCGCGGCUCCCCUAGCCGCGUCUCCCCGGCGGGCCCUCUGCGCCUGCGCACCCGGCGCAGCCCGUGUAGUGUCGGCGGGUUUCCGGGAGUCGCGCGGGCGCCGCGCAGCUUGCUCCCCGGCCUGCGCGCGGCCCGCCGGCCCAGCAGAGGGCGCUCGCCGGCACGACCCUCGGUUUCUGCCCCCGGUUCUUCCCUUCCCUGCUCCGAAGUGAGGGAUUUACCCGAACUAAGCGGGCGGGGAGGCUGGAGAAGAAGCUGCCUAACGGCCGGCCGAGGCGGCCACCGCCUGAGGGGAGCCCGCCCUGCAGCCCGGGGCCCCGGCCGAGCGCAGCCCCGCCUGCGGCCUCGAGAGCGGGACCCGAGGACCCGGCGCGGCCAGAAGCUCUUCGGAGGAGCCAGCAUUAAGGCCGAGGGAGCGGCCGCGAGUCUCCCCCUCCCACCCGACACUCCGCGACGGCAGUUAACACAUCUGAACGCGCCCAUCCUCAACCUGUCAGUUGCACCGGGAAGCCUCUCCCGCGCCCGUCCCCACCGCCCAGCCACGCAGCUCUGCAGUCACCACCUCAACGACCCGCUCCGAAACCCCACAGCCUCCUCUUGGUCGACCCGAGACACGCACUGCCGAGUCCACGCGGUCCUGCGCUCCCUUGCCGCACCCGCCGCAGCGUCGCGCUCCAGGCGGCCGCGGCACCCUGGGGCCCUAAUGCUCAGUCCUGGGUCUCCACCACCCCACACCUUUCCCCGGCAGCGGACCCGCAGCCUCCAGCUCGCCGUUUCCGCAGCCGUCUCCACGCCGAAUAUCCAGCUCCCACGGACGGUCCCACCGGGCGGCUCAGGCACACACCCCCUCACCGGGUCUGAAACAGAACUCAUCACCGUCUUCCUCGAAACUGGCCUCGUGCAGACUGCCCCACAUUAGGUGAAUGGCACAGCCAUCUCGCCACCCUCCCCACCAAGAUGUAAGCCACCAACUGGGUGUCACACGCUGAUCUGAACGUCUAGCUGAUAACACAAGGGUGAGCGUAUCAGACGAGACCUCUGCCUUAUCAGGGCUGGUCCAGUGAUCGCACACGUUCCGACCGCGCUGGACGAUGUGGAGGACGGGUACAGGGUAGCACAAGAGGGCACAACAGGAUGGGUCCCAGAGGUCGUGGAAGGCUUCCCGGGGGCCGUACUUAAGCUGUUCCCUGAAGGACGAGCAGGACUUCACUAGGUGAGGAUAAGGCGUCCACCCCAGGCGGAGAGGAGAGUGGAGUGGAGGGAGUUGAUCACUCGGCAGCCGAUUCCCCCACCCCGAGCAACCUGGAGCCUCGUCCAGUCUGGCCUCCAGGAGAGGAAGCAGCUGCUCUCAACACCAGUGCUGUGGAGGCCAGCAGCGCUUCCUCCAAAUCCAGCUCACAACCGAGAGCCCAGACCUCGUUCCACCCCAAGGGUCGGCACCACGCGACGCGGCCACCACUGGGCGCGCUCACCCCACAGGCCAGCGGCGAGCAAGGCCACGUUGGGCGAGGCAGGAACGAGCCGGGUGACUCGGCGACGGCAGGC
Molecule: messenger RNA, 1547 nt
Organism: Balaenoptera musculus (blue whale)
Lineage: Eukaryota; Metazoa; Chordata; Mammalia; Artiodactyla; Balaenopteridae
Exons: 3
Coding region: 1-921 (306 amino acids)
Source: RefSeq, a predicted model, not a curated record